Molecule: messenger RNA, 1391 nt
Organism: Onychomys torridus (southern grasshopper mouse)
Lineage: Eukaryota; Metazoa; Chordata; Mammalia; Rodentia; Cricetidae
Gene: Lysmd2
Product: LysM domain containing 2
Exons: 2
Coding region: 267-887 (206 amino acids)
Source: RefSeq, a predicted model, not a curated record
AGAACCGUACCCCCAGGGUGGAGAGGGAGCUGUGUGUGUGUGUGUGUGUGUGUGUGUGUGUUGGGAGGAGGGUGUCAGAAGAACCGUACCCCCAGGGUGGAGAGGGAGCUGGCCCAGCUGCACCAUCGGUAGGGCAAGCAAAGAUUGGUGGUGGUGGUGGGGUCUACUGUGGCCAGCAAAGGCUGCAAUCGGGCUCUUUCCUUUCUGCAUGGUUGGUUCUGGGGUCUACCUGAGGCCCAGAGGCCCCAGCGCGCUCCCGCUUCCGCAUGGCCUCCUCCCGCAGAACCCGCACACUGCGGCGGGACCUCGGCUCCCCUUUUCCCCUCCCCGGCGCACGGGGAGCGCGGGUGCCGGGAAAAGCGGGCCUCAGAGGGCGGCGCACGCCAUGCGGGACCCGCAGCUCCCCGCCUCGGCCUCGCGCCUGCCGCCCCCGCGGCACGGCCAGCAGCAGCAGCAGCAGCAGCAGCAGCCCCAGUGAGGAGGAAGAGGCGGAGGAGGAGGCGCCGCCCCCUUGGCGAGCUCGGCGCCCCGGCGGCCUUGGCAGGACCCAUGGCGGAUCUCUCGCCUGCGCCGGCCCCGCGGGAAGGCGGCCUCCGUGCGCACCGGGCCUCGGCUCCCUCCCCGCCGCCGCGUUCUCGCUCCGGCUCGGAGCCCGAGGAGGCCGAGCUGUCGCUGAGCCUGGCCCGUACCAAGACCCGCUCGUACGGCAGCACGGCCAGCGUGCGGGCGCCGCUGGGCGCCGGCGUCAUCGAGCGCCAUGUGGAGCACCGGGUCCGCGCCGGAGACACGCUGCAGGGCAUCGCGCUCAAGUACGGAGUCACGGGAUGAAGAAAGCCCCUAUGCUGCUUCUCUCUAUCAUAGUUAGUGACUGGUGGACCUCGCUCUAACCCACAUCACAAAAUGGCUGGACCCUAAAGAAUCCACCGGCUGGGGGUUCAGAAGCAAUGCUGAUUCUGGACUCCCAUAGCGCGCACCUUCGAGCCAUGGUUAGGUAGAGCCACCGCAGCUGCACUGAAGUGAUCAGUCCCUCUGGCUUCCUGUAGUUAAGUCUUCUUAUGGCAUGGUAGCAAAACUGUAUGCUAAAGCCUAUCACUUUUGUAGACAGUGGUAGUUUCAGACUGGCUUUUGUAGCUACAAAAAGCAUCCAAGACUAUUUAUUUAUUUAAGCCAAAAGCAAUGUUUAUUUCCCAGUGAGAUCCCAAGUGUAUGAAAAAACAUGGUGGCUGUAAAGUGAUAAUGCCUUUGCUGUGUGUUUAUAACUCAAGUGCUAUAAUAUAUAUUUCAAUAUCGGAUAUUCUGUACUACUGUCAAGAACCAAAUUUUGUCUGCUAUUUUGUAAAAGUAAAAUACAGAUGUCUGGAUGAGAGAAUAAACUAUGUUUUCACAUAGAA